AUGGGGAUCGGUGCUCAAUUCCUGAGUGUAGCAGCUCCUGCUUUUAUAAUAUUAUCGCCCUUUACCUCCUACGCCGACCAAACGUACUCCAUAUACCGAAACAAGUCCAGCGCGGGGUUUUCGCUGGAUAUACCACUAAUUAUGUUGGUAGCUUCACUAACGAGGAUAUUUUACUAUCCCGGAGCAAAAUUUGACACUGCUCUUCUCAUUCAAUCUUUUAUUAUGAUUUUUAUUCAAUUAAUUUUAUUGAAACUCGCCCUCGAAUAUAGACCAUCGGUUUCUUCGAAAGGAGGCGAAUCUGCCAUGCCCUUUGUCCACGUCAAGGACCAAUACGGGUAUUUCCGAAGGCCAUAUCAAUUCUGGCAAUGGCGUUCGCCGAAACUAUACUGGAAAUUCCUCCUUUACUACUUUAUUUUCUUAACUGCCUUGGAACUACUACUGUCUCCUUUUCCUGGAAUAUAUUCCGUCUACUCGUCCAGCCUUGGUAUUUUAGGCUUGUCUGUCGAGGCUACCCUUCCUUUACCUCAGAUAAUAUCCAAUCACCGUCUCCAAUCAUGCAAGGGCUUCCGCAUCUCUGUGUUAGUGAGCUGGCUUGCUGGUGACUUUAUGAAAAUGAUGUGGUUUUUCACGGCAAACAGCGAGAUUCCGUGGACUUUCAAACUCUGUGGCCUUUUCCAAACGUUCUGCGAUUUAUUUCUCGGCUUCCAGUACUUCCUUUAUGGGAUGGACCCUACCAGCGCCAAAUCUGCGCAACACGAAGGCUUUUUAGAACCCAUCGGGAAGAUGUUAACACUUCAAAUCUCAACGCUCUACCAAAGAUCGUUAUUUGCUCCGCUUAAUAGACUCGGUAUAUAUAUCCCUGUCGGGCCUUAA
This is a messenger RNA of Blumeria graminis f. sp. triticale, 873 nucleotides long. Lineage: Eukaryota; Fungi; Ascomycota; Leotiomycetes; Helotiales; Erysiphaceae. The record is from the annotation of a GenBank genome assembly.